AUGCGCAAAAAGGAACUCCAUAUUGCUGCUGGUGGAUUUCCCCCUGCUAGUCUUUCCAGCGAAGCGGACGCGCAGCUUUCCGAACCCUCUGAUGUCCUCAAGGUUCUAUUCCAAUACGUUGCAGUAGACACCGACGAUCAUGGUCCAACCUUGGAGCACAUCGAUUUCUCCUUGCUAUUGAGUGUGGCUGAAGCGGCAGAAAAGUAUGAAGUAUACCAGGCAAUUGCUGCCAUACGACCAGAAUUCAGGAAAUUCUUCCACAGUCACUCCAGACAAAUCUUGCACUUUGCUUUAGGUAGUUGGAACAUCUCUCUGAUGGAGGAGCUCUCUGCUUUCACGGCGAAGAUACCUAUGGAGGAGAUAGCUUUUCUAAUGAGGCCAUGUCCUCGCAUGUUCAAAAGAUGGUGCUUAUGGAGACAUUGCCACCUUGGAACGUUAUUCAAAACUCCGGCUGACAGUUCAAGAGAGGGACAGGUCGAUGAUAAUCAAAGACGUUGGCAAGCUUACCGAGCCCUGGAGUACUUUCACUUUGUUUCGGAUAUGGAUACACUGAACGGCUUAUUCUUGGGCUUGACGAGACAUGUUGGGCUUUUCGUAUAG
Lentinula edodes (shiitake mushroom) is the source of this 600-nucleotide messenger RNA. RefSeq lists its product as uncharacterized. The record is from RefSeq and is a predicted model, not a curated record. Bases 1 to 600 code for a protein of 199 amino acids. The transcript is spliced from 3 exons. Lineage: Eukaryota; Fungi; Basidiomycota; Agaricomycetes; Agaricales; Omphalotaceae.